CCCGCCCGCUCAGAGCCGAUCGGAGCCCUGCGGCCCCGGCUUGGGCGCGACCCCGGCCAGCGGAGGCGCCGAGAGCCAGCGGAGGUUUGUGCGGGCUAUGCUGAGACGGGUUACGGCCACCGGGGCCCGAGCCAUCGUGGACAUGUCGUACGCCCGUCACUUCCUGGACUUCCAGGGCUCGGCUAUCCCGCGGGCCAUGCAGAAGCUGGUGGUGACCCGGCUGAGCCCUAACUUCCGCGAGGCCGUCACCCUGCGCCGGGACUGUCCGGUGCCACUCCCCGGGGACAGUGACCUCCUCAUCCGGAACCGAUUUGUCGGUAUUAACGCAUCUGACAUCAACUAUUCAGCUGGCCGCUAUGACCCUUCGGUGAAGCCCCCCUUUGACAUAGGUUUUGAAGGGAUCGGUGAUGUGGUUGCCUUAGGCCUCUCUGCUAGUUCCAGCUACUCUGUGGGCCAGACUGUAGCUUAUGUGGCCCAUGGCUCCUUUGCUGAGUAUACAGUUGUGCCAGCCAGCAUGGCGACCCCCGUGCCCUCCUUGAAACCCGAGUAUCUCACCCUGCUGGUAAGUGGCACCACUGCAUACAUCAGCCUGAAAGAGCUUGGCGAGCUGUCCGAAGGGAAGACCGUUUUGGUGACGGCAGCCGCCGGGGGGACGGGCCAGUUUGCUGUGCAGCUCUCCAAGAAGGCCAAGUGCCACGUCAUCGGGACCUGCUCUUCUGAGGAAAAGUCAGCUUUUCUGAAAUCCGUGGGGUGUGAUCGCCCCAUCAACUACAAAACUGAGAACUUGUCAACAGUCCUCAAGCAGGAAUACCCCAAAGGCAUCGAUGUGGUCUAUGAGUCUGUCGGGGGAGCCAUGUUUGACGUGGCUGUGGACGCCUUGGCCACCAAAGGACGCCUGAUAAUAAUUGGGUUCAUCUCUGGCUACCAGAGCCCCACGGGGCUUUCACUGGUAAAAGCAGGGGCUCUGCCAGCCAAACUUCUGAGGAAAUCUGCCAGUGUCCGGGGCUUCUUCCUCAACCACUACCUGUCCACGUACCAGGCUGCCAUGGAACAUUUGCUUCAGCUGUAUGCCAGCGGGGACCUGGUCUGUGAGGUGGACCUGGGACAUCUGGCCCCCGAGGGCAGGUUCAUUGGCCUGGACUCGGUAUUCCGAGCUGUCGAUUAUAUGUACAUGGGGAAAAACACUGGGAAAAUUGUAGUUGAAUUACCUCACUCUGUCAACAGUAAGCUAUGAAAACAGAACAAUGACAUAAAUCAAAAGAGAAAAAUAAUGAUCACUUUAUGCCUCUGUCUGAAUUACUCAUCUCAAUUUGGUAAUGGAUAUAAUAUUUCUUAAAAGUAAGGUGUUAAAAUCUCAAUCUCUCUCUCUGCCCCUCUCUCUCUCUCUCUCUUUCCUCCCUUGGAAAAAAAAUAAUAAUAAAUGUACCCCUAUAAAAGUUGGCCUCUACAGCUGAGUGGUAGAACGUUUACAUUAGAUUCUUUAGUCAUGGACAGUCUCAUUCCAGAUUUUAUUGUUCUAAGGAAGUAAAUUAAUUCCUGAUGCAGGACCUGAUGGGAUCAGUGUGUCCUCAGUUUGAUGAGAUUUUUAAAUCAGUCUUGAAAAUAGCUUACCAGUGUCUCUGGCUUUGGUAGCGUUUACUCUUGUGUGAAUAAAUGGUUCACAAGUAAGAAGGUAGCAGAAGUCAGCCUUACAUUGUCAUAGGCCAUAUGCGAGGAUGGGGGGGUGCCUUUCCUUUUUCCCUAUAAGUCAUGAACCAACUUUCUAAAUAGACCCGAACUUGUUACUAGAAAAGCAAUUCUACAAACACAGACAUAUUUUAAGGAAGUAUCUCCUGUUUGAUGGUGCCUAUAAAUAUUUGCUCUAGUAAGAAGUGUGUAAAAUGACAAAUUUCCAUUCUUUUAAGAAGCAAAUUACUGUUAGACACAUACGCAGCUAGAAAAUGGGUUUUACAAAGGGAAUCUAUAGAGGAACUUUGUAAGAAUCAUGUAGCUGAUAGACUAAUGUACAGAGAAAACCAUGAGCUACUUCCUUAGGGAAGUUAGUGUAACACAGCGAGACAGAUCGCAGAGGGGUGUGCACACACUGCAGGCAUGCACAAGGGUUGGUAACUGCAUACUCUGUGCCCGAGGAGCGAAUGGCACUCAGCUCUGCAUACUGUACAGACCCAAAUCGUGUAAAAUAAUAACUCUUUGCUUCUCUGAGGCCUGGGGACAGGGAAGGUGUGCUUGAACUCUGGUGGGAGCAUUACUGCAAGUCAGGGAUUCUGUGUUCCCAUUUCACUUCUCCAGUAUUAAUGGGCCACCUACUACAGUAUGCUGGCAUGUACAUGCCAAUCAACUAAUGUGCCCCUCCAUAUCUGACCCACUGACCUUUAACCUUCAGUGCCCAAAGGCUGCCUGCCACUUUUCGCCAUGAAAUUGAAGCUCACGGUGCGUUUCCCUUAGAAGGUGAAACCCACCAGAUGCUUUUCUUUUUUCUUUCUCUGUCUUUUUUUUUUUUUUUUUUUUUUUUUUGAGUCGGGUUUUAGUGAUCAAACGUGCUCACUCAAUAGGAACACAGUUUAACUAUGCACGUGCCAAGAAAGUUGGGGGCGGGGGUUAGAUUUAAUUCUUUCCUUGCAUCUCAGGAGCAAGGGAAUCCUGCUGGUGAGUAGCUGUUACUAUCUAUUUUACAAGAUUUACUCAUUUCCAGGUACCUAAUGUCGCUGCUAGCAUGCAUGCACAACAAUACAAUUUAUAUGGUAAAUGGAACCAAAUCAUGGCUUCACUGAAUGUUAUGGCUGCACUGAAGGGAAAUGUCACGGUAAAUAGCUGCCAAAUUAUGGAUCAUGCCGAAGUGUCACCACGGCACUAAAGACAAAUAGCCCUAGAGGCUACUGCCACGGUGACGCGCUUGAGUUAUGAAGAAGGGUAGCGGCCUGACGCAAGGCUCUUUGUGUCCUGGUUGUAGCAAAGGGCUGUUGGUGCAGGGGACAAGAAAGGCUCAUCCGAUGUGGUACUUCGGUUGUGAAUCUGUCCCUUUCAGUCCCAGCCACUGUAGCGAAAGAGAAAAGGGACUUUGCCUGGCACUUCUGGAUGCAAACAAACAAAAGGGGAGGGGGGCCAGGUUUCAUGAAUGUUACUAUGCACAGGAAAUGACUGGUAAUGGAAAAAUGUUGUAAUAAAAUCAUCUAAUCAAAGAAUA
Molecule: messenger RNA, 3184 nt
Organism: Jaculus jaculus (lesser Egyptian jerboa)
Lineage: Eukaryota; Metazoa; Chordata; Mammalia; Rodentia; Dipodidae
Gene: Ptgr3
Product: zinc binding alcohol dehydrogenase domain containing 2
Cellular component (GO): mitochondrion
Molecular function (GO): zinc ion binding; oxidoreductase activity
Source: RefSeq, a predicted model, not a curated record